[Torrubiella] hemipterigena is the source of this 1746-nucleotide messenger RNA. The record is from the annotation of a GenBank genome assembly. NCBI's taxonomy places the organism in Eukaryota, Fungi, Ascomycota, Sordariomycetes, Hypocreales, Clavicipitaceae.
AUGUUUCUUGUCGAAGCAGUCAGAUACCUCCUUCGCCGUGAUGCUUCUCUCGGCUCCGGCCUCCUCCGGGUCACAACGGGCCCCCUUGCAGCGCGGCCAGCAUCCUGGUGGCUUCUUGACUUACUCGCGCUCGCCAAGAUGGCCGCUGAGAGAUGCCCACUAUUGGUCGCUGAAGAGGUCCGAGCGAUGCACGAUGCUCCGCGCUGUGCCACCGCCAUGUGCUCUCGAUCAAACCUUCGCAGCCUUGUUUGCUCACCUGUGGCCGGCUACAAAGGCCGUUGGGCUCCCGGUUGCAAUCAUGGACCGAUUCCGUUUUGUUUUGAAUUCUCUAAUUCUCUUUUGUAUCAAGAUACCCUGACGAUUUUUGUUUUUUUUUUUCCCUUAUUGUCGAUCAUGAAGUUUCUUGUGUCAGUCACAGCCUUUGCGGCUACAGCUGCAGCAGGCACUAUCAGCAUGCCCAAGGCGCGAAGCUCCGGCUCAGAGGGCAAUAGCCACUCACUUUCUGCAUAUCCAGCUGAGUGGGUUGGACCACGACUCCUUAUUAAUACCACUUUUGGCACACCGCCGCAGACCGUUCCCCUCGCCAUCGACACUGGCAGCAGUGAUCUCUGGACCAACAUUGUGGGAGGCCAAUGCCCUGGAAAGGUGGCUUGUCCCCAAUGGGCCGUUAAACAGUCGACAUCCUUCAAGAGGCUGACUAAGAGCGAGCUCGAUGGCAACGACACUUUCGCCAUCAACUACUCAGGUGCUGCGUAUAGCGUUGGUGGUACAAUGGGCAAGGAUACCGUUGGUGUUGCUGGCAUCACUAUCAAAGACCAGAUGAUGGGCCUCGCGGUCACCAACAACGGUUUUGCCUAUGGCUUUCUCGGCCUGGGUUUCAACACAACUGUCAGCACCCGAUUUCGCAAAAAGCCCGCAACCUUCCCCACGGUGCUGGACAACAUGGUUACGCAGGGCAGUAUCAACAGACGCGCCUUCAGCCUGUUCCUCAACGGCACCUCCAAUAUAGGUACCAUUCUGUUUGGUGGCAUUGACAGCGACAAGUACUACGAUAACCUGGCCUCUCUACCAAUGGUCAUCGAUCCCCUGUUUCCCCGGCUACCCAUCGACUACAAUGUCGAAUUGACCGGUGUUGGCAGCCCCAACAUCACCGGCCUCAAGUUGUCCAAAACUGCUGUUGUCCUAGUCGACAGCGGCUCGCCUCAAGUUCGUUUACCAGUAGAGCUGCUUCCCCCCAUCUACAAGCACUUCAACGUCCUCAACAAGAAUACCAGCGCUGAUAUCGGUAACUUUGUCGACUGCGCUGAAGCUAGCAAGUACGAAAACGACUUCCUAGAGUUUGCCUUCAAGGGAAAGACAAUCAGGGUGCCUGGCUCGGCCUUAUUCAAGGACAUUUACGACGCCCCCGGUAUUACUUCUGAGAAAAGCGUGCGUGCGAAGCUAGGCAGUGACGUCGCGAGCUGGAAGAGGGUCUGUCUCUUUGGCAUUUCCUUUCCUAUCCCGGGCACCUCCUUUCUCCUUGGUGAUCCUGUCCUUCGAUAUGCCUACACCGUCUUUGACCAGGACACCAAGACCAUCUCUAUGGCGCAGGCAAAUUUGAACUCCAGAAAGGAAAACGUGGUCGAGAUACCCAAGACGGGCUCUAUCCCCAAGGUCAAGGGCGUUUCUUCUGGCGCCGUCAGCGGCCUUGUCCAGGCCCCCAUUGCCAUGAUGAUUCUCGGCACCGUUGUGGCCUUGUUCGCUUAA